Messenger RNA from Paramecium tetraurelia, 456 nucleotides. RefSeq lists its product as uncharacterized. The transcript is spliced from 2 exons. Gene Ontology annotation, molecular function: ubiquitin conjugating enzyme activity. Gene Ontology annotation, biological process: proteasome-mediated ubiquitin-dependent protein catabolic process; DNA repair; protein polyubiquitination. The record is from RefSeq and is a predicted model, not a curated record. NCBI's taxonomy places the organism in Eukaryota, Ciliophora, Oligohymenophorea, Peniculida, Parameciidae.
AUGUCCACAAACUCAAGAAUGAGAUUGGUUAGAGAUCUUUAAAAACUCAAGUAAAUGAUUCCACAAGGAUUUUAAGCUGCACCCUUCGAUGAUAACAUCUUAUUAUGGGAAGCUGUCAUCUUCGGACCAGAUCAAACCAUCUGGGAUGGAGGCAUCUUCAAGUUACUUCUUGAAUUCACAGAAGAAUAUCCCCUCAAACCCCCCAAUGUCAUAUUUAAGACCAAGAUCUUCCAUCCCAAUGUUUACACAGAUGGCAAGAUUUGCUUAGACAUUUUGUAAAAUCAAUGGUCCCCCAUCUAUGACGUAUGGGCUAUUCUCACGUCGAUACGUUCUCUGCUCAACGACCCAAAUCCUGAUUCCCCUGCGAAUAGCGAGGCAGCCAAAUUGUACUUAGAAGAUAAAAUAACCUAUUUCAAGAGAGUCGAAGAAUGUGUCGAAGAGUCCUGGAUCGAUUGA